ACAAAAAAAACUUUUAAUUAAUUAGUUUAAAAAUAAUAAUGAUGAAAGAUUUUUUUUUAUAUUGAAAGUGUUUAAAAUUAAUUGGUUAGUGAAUACAGGACAUAAGUCAUGAAAGUAGUUGGACAUUGAUUGACAUUGGAGGGACAUGGAUAUAAUGUAACGGAUUUUAAUGUCAUUAACUGAUUUUUGUCGAUAAUUUGAAUUGUCACCGAUGGAAUAUGAAUAAUUUUUAUCAUGGAAAAAGUGUCAUAAAGAUAUUCAUCAUAAUUAUUAUCGUCAAUAGCAUCAUCACUUUCCAAUUUACCAACUAAAUUUUAUCAACGUCAUUUUUAAUGUGUAAAUAUAUGUCAUUAUGAUAAAAACAUAUUUGAGUGAUUUAAAAAAAUAUAUUUUUGUGAUGUCAACAAUUUUUACUUGAAUACUCGAGUUUAUUUUACAUAAAUAUAUCAAGUGAAUUUUACAUGAGUGAAGGAGUUUUAUAUAUAUUUUAAUUAUGUUUUUAUUUAUUUUUUUAUAUCAGUGAAUUUAAAACGUAUGACGUUUAUGAUAAUGAUGAUUUAAAAAAAUAAUAUGCCAAUAAAAAAAAAUGAUGGUAAUAAUCAGUGAUGAAGAUUAAUUAGUCGUAUAUUUGAUAUAUAUUUAUUGAAAAUAUCAUCAGGACAUCGUGUUUGUUAAAAAACGAGUCCUAAAAAAAUAUUUUUCUUUAAUUUUAAAUUCAACAAAUAAAACAGAUGUCACGUAGAAAACAACAAGUUCCACAACGCAUGAAAUAUAUAUAGUCUGGGUAAUAUACGAGCCUUGCAUCUGUUCCCGGAGUGACGCAACGUCCCGCCAUAGAUCACACCCAGGCUUUUAGAGAGUGAAGGCUGUUAAGGAGGGCGCCAUGCGAGGGUGCUUUUAUAACUGCGUGACAAGGGGACAUAGAGAGAUAGGUAAGUAGUGGUCUCCAAUUGUUGAAAAAUCAAGCGGCUAAUUUGCCGCGCCGGACGGAAGAUAUGCGCAGCAAGCAGCAACCGAGGCCUUCUUUUCGGUGGCCACAGCAACGCGGUGAUAACGUUACCGGGGACGAUGGAAUAGAAGGAGCAGGUCCUGGCACAGAAUUACAAGCUGAAGAGGGUGAUUGUGUAGAUGAAGAUGGACCAAUUAGUCCUAGUGAUCGUGGCUGUCCACCUACUGCAAAAGAUGAUGAAAAUGCAGAUGCAAGUGAUGACGAUGAUUCAACACCAAGUCCAUCAGCACAAUCACUAUCAGCUGCUCAGUUAAACCUAACAGAUCUUCGAGACACUCGACCGCCUGACAGAGAACCAAUGAGCCCACGCUGUCCUUCAAGAGACUCACGAGAAUCAUCUGGUCCAGUAACCGAAAGCCCACCACCUGACGCCAGUCAUAAUAGUACUAGCCCAGUCAGCCCAAGCAGCAUUGCUCCUCUACCUCUGGGAAAUCAUCCUCUUUUGCCACCGCAUUCUGCAGCAGUCAUGGCAGCAUAUAUACAACAAACACAUCAAAGACUUCUUCUUGGGCAUUCACCUUUAUCGGCACGAGGUUCUGUAUCGCCAUUAGUAUCGUCUUCGUGUUCACCUCCUGCAGUCACACCAAGCAAUCUUGUAUCUCCGACACGUACUGGUGAGGUAUCACCUACCAGUACCCCCCAACCAGCAGUACUCGACUUUAGCACGAGAAAAGCUUCGUCGACUGAAGAAGAAGAGGAUGAACAAAUUUUGAAUUUAAGUAAACCUUCGACUCCAUCUUCAUCCAGUGAAACUAAUAAUGGUCCUCUAGAUUUAUCUUUCUCGAGUCGUAAACGGGGCCCACAAGAUAAAUCACCACCACCACUCCCACGAAAAUCAUCAAGACACAGUACGCCAUCUACUAAUCAAGAAUCGGCAUCAACACAAUCUUUUGGUAGACCGCCUGUUGUGUCGCCAUGGACAUCACCUGUAGUUGCUUCACAUUUUCCAUAUUUUGCUGCUGCUGUUGCUGCAGCUACUAGUCAGCAACAAUUAUCACCUAAAAGCACACCAGUGGAUCCUCAUCAUUCGUGGAAUGGUAAAAUGAAACCACCACCAUUGGACAAACCGUAUCAGCCUAGUGAAGCAACUAAAGCACUUGAAAAAAUGAGUGAAUUAAGUAAAUUAGGAGGUGAGGAAAUGUACAGAAGUUCAUCUGGAUCAGGUGGAAGCUCGGCAGGAAGCACACCGAGUGGAGCGUCUGGUAGUCGGCAUAGUGCAUGGCAGUCUCACUGGUUAAACAAAGGUGCAGAUCAAGCUAAAGAUGUACUCAAAUGUGUUUGGUGCAAACAAAGUUUUCCAACAUUAGCAGCAAUGACAACACACAUGAAAGAAGCCAAACAUUGUGGUGUUAAUAUGCCCGUCCCAUCACCUUCAUCAGGGCAUCAGCCAUCAUUACAGUCAAUUCAACAUUCAUCACCACAAUCACAAUCAUCAGGAGGAGGAAACAAUAUGACACCAAAUAAUAAACAAAGUCCAUCUGAACUAAAUCUGCUCAUCAAAGAGACAAUGCCUCUUCCAAGAAAACUUGUCCGGGGACAAGAUGUAUGGCUUGGUAAGGGUGCUGAGCAAACAAGGCAAAUUCUUAAGUGUAUGUGGUGUGGACAAAGUUUCCGGUCUUUAGCAGAGAUGACAUCACAUAUGCAACAAACACAGCAUUACACAAAUAUUAUUUCACAAGAACAGAUUAUAUCAUGGAAAUCAUCUGAUGAUAGUAAAGGUGGUAGUGGCGGUGGUUCUAGUGGAAUUGGUGGUACAGGUUCAGCAGGAAGUGCUGGAGGAAUUUCACCAAGCACUGGGGGUUCUGGUGGUAGUAAUGUUGGUGGUGGUGGAGGUGGUGGUAAUCAGCAUAGCAGUAGUACUGGUGGUCCUGGAGCUGGGGCAACAAGCAGUCAUGUGAGUGCAGUUCUAACAUGCAAAGUUUGUGAUCAGGCAUUCAGUUCCUUGAAAGAACUAAGCAAUCACAUGGUCAAAAAUUCACAUUAUAAAGAACAUAUUAUGCGUUCAAUAACUGAGAGUGGUAGCCGUCGAAGGCAGACCAGAGAAAAGCGAAAAAAAUCAUUACCAGUUAGAAAACUUCUUGAACUUGAGAGGGCGCAAAAUGAAUUUAAAAAUGGUGAUAGUAUAACUGGAUUAAAUCACAGUUUAGGCAAACAUGCUGGAAGAAUUACGUGCGAAAAAUGUGGAGAAAAAAUUGAAACAUCAAUAUUUGUAGAACACAUACGCCAGUGUAUUGGUGCUGGUACGAUAGGUGUAAAUCAAAGGAAUUUUUUGAAAAAUGCACUCAUGUCAAAUCAUAUGCCUCAAGUACUUCCACCUAAUGAAAGCGGUCGGAAAAGUGUCAAUGAAGAAACAUCUUCUGUUUCUUCAAGGCAUCAUAGAUCACCGUCUUCAGCAAGUGAUGCGACAACUCCUGGCAAAGAACCUUCUAAUACGAAUGAAACAGGAGGAAGUACAGGAACUUCAUCACCAUCUGUCCUAAAUGCAAUCGAGAAAUUAAUUGAAAAAAGUUUUGAUUCUCGAGUGCGACAUGGUCAACCUGGUCUUCACCAUGCGCAGCCAGGUGCUCCUAUUGGAUCGAGCAUUCUUAAGCGUUUAGGAAUCGAUGAAAGUGUAGAUUAUACAAAGCCUCUAGUAGAUCCUCAAACAAUGAAUUUAUUGAGAAAUUAUCAGCAACAGCAGCAGCAACAUUACAAUUCUAUAAAUGCAGCAGCACGUCGAGAGCGCAGUGGCAGUGAGUCUAGUUCAAUAUCAGAAAGAGGAAGUACCCGAACAGAUACCAUGACACCUGAAAGACGUUUAGAUUUGUCAAUGAAUCAUGAGAGACUUUCAAAUUCAUCACACCGUCAUCCGGCAACUCCUGAUAAAUCACGCUCCACACCAACUCGGCAAUCAAUACCUGAUGACUUUGGAGAAGAAGAUUCAGUUGUUGUAAAAAAAGAGCCCAAAGAUGAUGAUGUUGAUCAAUCAGUCACAAAUGAAAAUGAACAGACAACAGAAACUAGGAAUAUAAUGGUAAAAAAAGAAUUUGCUGACGACGGUAGAGAUGAAAAUGAACCAAGUUCUUUCAACAAUCAUGGCAAAGAUGAUGAAAAUAUCGAAGAUAGCAGAGGAGUUUCUCCUGUUAAUCCAUUAACUCCAAGGCCCCCAAGUCAAAUUGAAAUUCCACCAGCAAGAAGUCCAUGUCGAAAUAGCACGAGUAGUCCUGCAAGUAGUGAUCGUUCAGUGACACCUCGAGGAACUCCCGAUACAAAGGCGACGAGCAGUUUAGGUGCUUUAUCUUCCAUGUUUGAUAAUUUAUCUGGCGGUGGUGGAGGUUCAAAUACCAAUGCAGAUUCUCAAGGACGUAAAACAAGUAGUCAUCCACUUGCAGCUCUGCAAAAGCUUUGUGAUAAGACUGAAACCCGUGGUUCAAGUAGUUCUAGAUCUGGAAGCAGAGAACAAACAAAUACUUCCGGUGGCAGUAGUUCCGGUACGCCUGGACAAGGACCAGCUCCAGGUGCAAUUUUAGCAUUUAGUUGGGCUUGUAAUGAUGCAGUAGUCACUUCUGAUUCUAUCAUGAAAUGUGCAUUCUGCGAUACGCCAUUUAUUUCAAAAGGAGCGUAUAGACAUCAUUUGUCUAAAAUGCAUUUUGUUAAAGAUGGUGCAAUUGCUGAUCCUUUGUCUAUGGGGAGAUCAAAUAAUGAUGGAGCGACAACGGGCAGUACAACACAGCCGUCGAGUGGUAGUGGUCCAAGUCACAGUGCAUCAUCACCACCAAGCUCUCAGCACAACAAGUCACCACCUAUUCCACAGUCUAAUGGUAGUCCUUCCCAACCGGCUUCCUCGCCACUUGAAGAAAGUCCUCACUCAAAGUUUCUUAAAUAUACUGAGCUGGCAAAACAAUUGUCCAGUAAAUACGUAUAGUCCGGGCCCUGUAAGUAACAGUGCCAUUUGUACAUUAGUGUAUUCAUAAUAUAAACUGACUGCGUAUAAGCCAAGUAGUUAAUAUAUAAAGUUUCCUUCUGGCCUCUCUCUUUUUUAUUGUAUAUCAUGGAAUCAUCUAUCAUGCAUUCUCAUUUAAUUAUUGCCGUGGUGCAUUCAUAAUCGAAAAAAUUAAUUCAAUUGAUUUAUUUAAACAUUUUUAAUAGUGAUUGAUUCGUCUACGAAGAAAUCAAUUCUGACUGAUUUGACUAGUAAAAUAAUUUUUUUCGAUUGUUGAAUGUAUCACGCUAAUAUUUUUCCAUUUCUCCAAUCGAAGAUUCAUUUGAAAAAUGAUUUUUUCUGUAAAAACAACGAAGAGACUGGCUAGUAGAGUGACUUUUUUGUGCUCAUCUUUUCUUUUCGUUCUUAUCGCAAAAAAAAAAAAAUUUGAUCGUUCGUAGAUUUGUCAAAAAUUAACAAGUGACGUCACUUUAUUAAUUAAAUAAAACAAUUUAUAAUUUGAAAAUAUCUGCAGUAGAUUUUUAAUGAAAAAAAAAUUCAAAAAUAGAUCUUUUAUAAACUGAUUAAUUCAAAGAAACUAAUCAGAUAUUUUCCAGUUCUAUUUUAGUACACAAACGAUCAAGAUUUUUUUGGCGAAAUUCUUUGAAAUAUUAAUUUAUUUUCUUUUCAAAUUGAAUUCUUCAAAAAAAUUGAAACAAAAAAUACAUAAAUACGGUGAAAUUUUGAAAAAUUGAUAGUGUAAUCUCUAAUCAAUUCAAUAAUGUAAUAUUAGAGCAAGAGUUCAAGUUUUUUAACGAUUCAUAUUUUCUUGUUUGCUAGUCUUCAAAAUUUCAUCACGAAGUUUAUCAGUAUAUUAGAAAUGACAUUAUAUAUAUUUUUUCAAUUUUUCAAGUAUAAAAUCAAAUCUUUUUGUCAUGAUUAAAAUUGUACUACAAAUACCAUUGAGAAUAUCAAAUUAAAAAUGUAAAAAAAAUUGUUGAUAAAAAAGCUCCGAACUCGUAUGUUAUGCAUAUGCGUGUAAAAUAAAGUCGAAGUGCAUUAACUUAUUGUGAUGUCACCAUAUCUCGUGGCAAUUAAGCUGAGUCAUAAUUGACUCAGUGCGUCGCCAAUCUUUGUGAUGUUUAGAACAUAAAAAAUUGAAUUUAAACCACGUCAAAUAAACUCAACAAAAAAAUAAAUUAACGAAAUCAAAAACGAAAAAGUGAACUGCAAUGGUUUUAUUGAUAUGAAUAAUAAAGUGGCGAGUAAAUAAAAAUUUUGAAUCGACUUUAAAAUAAAGAAAAAAUUACAAUACAAUUAUUGUAAUUAGUUUGACUCAACUAGAGCCAAAUGUCACUAUGUAUACCACUUUUUAAAUAAUUAUUAGGUUAAUAGGCAUAAACUAGAAUUAGCGCUCGCUCUUGUAUAGAAAUCUCUAUGGUGAUACUAAAAGAAAUGCAGCGCACAUAUAUAUAUAUAACCCAAAGAGGGUAAAAAAAAAAAAAGUAAAUAGAAUGAUAAGAAAAGAUGAGUCCGCCAUGCGGUGCAAUAUACCGAGGUUCAUUAUUGUAAACAUAUUUGAGCUGCCGUUCCUUUAUUAGCGAUUGCUUAUAUGUUUUUUUUUUAUAACCUUGUUUUCUAUUUUCUGCUGUUUAAAAAUAUUUUAUCAUGCAAGAUACCUAAAGAUAAACAAAUAAAAAUCUUAUAGACUAUUUGUAAAUUUUAUUUUGGUUUUAAAGUAUAUUUAUUAAUUCUGUCACAUUGAGCCAACGCGUGAUGUCACGUGUAAAAAAAAUGUAAUAAAAUACUAUCAUUACGAUUAUUUGAAUAAAUGCUAGAAAGAAUAAUAUAAGUUUAAAGAAAAAAAAAAAAAACAAUUUAAAUACUGUGUAUAUUGAAUUUAUCGUAUACAUAUGAUCUAUAUAAAAAUUUAAGAACAAUGUGAGUAUGAGAAAAGAUGACGAAUAGUGAUAUUGCGAGUUGAAAAGGGCGCGUAUGAGUGUGAAUAAGUCAGAAAAAAAAUAAAAGAUAGAAAUUAAAAAAAAAAUUAGUAUGAAUGCUCUCUUGAGAGUGGAAUGUCAUAAUGUCAAAAUCAAACCAAUUGUAUGAAUGAGAAUGAACUGAAUUUACAGUGGAUUUAACAAAAUAUUGUAGGUCUUUAAUGGCAGGGCAAUUAUAAAAAAAAUAAAAUAAAACAAAAUAAACAUUUAAAUAAAAAAAAAAAACACUUGUAUACGUAUUCCUUGUAAACUCUAAUUCUUCCAUCGAGAACUUUUAAAGUAUUUAUCAGCGUAAUAAUGAUGAUAAAAAAAUAAUAACAAUGAUAAUAAUAAAUAAAAUAUUAUUAUAAUAACUCUUUAUGACUGCUAAGCGUGUGAUGAUUGAAAAUAAAUUCAUAUUGUUCUGAGCAAAUAAUAAAAAAAAAAAAAAACUAUAGGUGACGAAAUAUAAUACUAAAAAAAAAUUGUACGC
This is a messenger RNA of Aphidius gifuensis, 7382 nucleotides long. It is a transcript of the gene tio, whose product is annotated as protein tiptop. Bases 996 to 4913 code for a protein of 1305 amino acids. Lineage: Eukaryota; Metazoa; Arthropoda; Insecta; Hymenoptera; Braconidae. The transcript has 5 exons. Gene Ontology annotation, molecular function: DNA-binding transcription factor activity, RNA polymerase II-specific; DNA binding. Gene Ontology annotation, biological process: regulation of transcription by RNA polymerase II. The record is from RefSeq and is a predicted model, not a curated record. Gene Ontology annotation, cellular component: nucleus.